CACCGAUUGACGAAAUGUAAACAAACAAACUCUGUCGCCUGGAAUCCCGUUGCAAAGGAGCUCGACUCAUCAAUCAAUUGCGACCAGUAACACUGACUAAAUGAUCGAAUUGAAGGUUAGCUGAGAUAAGUCAUGACACACCAAAUGCUGAUGUAUACUUGGUCAGAGGUCCUAGGAAAGUAAAGCUGAAAUAAUUGAUCAUCAAGAAGGAAGUGUAUUUCUUGGUCAUGUUGGGAAUGUGUUAGAACCGCUGUCCAUUUUAUUUUUAUAGUGCUAUUACAAACAGAGGAAAAUUUCUUCAGAUCCUAUCUAUGGUUGAGUAUUGUACGUAGAACAUCCUGCGAUAAUGGAAGCUGAAAAAUCGUCAUCACUGCUGUUAAUCAAAGAAGAGAAGAAUUCGGGGGAAGGUCUUACUGAAAACGCUGGUGAAGGCUCUUCAUUUGCAGACCCCUUCUUAGAAGUCAAGACAGAACCAGAAUUUUUUUACCAUAGUGAAUUUGAUGUGAACUUUUCAUCCCAAUCUAUAAAGUACGAAGACAGUUCUCCAAGCUGUGAUAAUGAAAGCAGAAAGAUGAUCUGUAUUGCAGAAGAAAGUAGACAUUUGGGUGGAGUAGAUGCAUCUCCAAAGAGAUGCAACACAGCAGGGAAGCAAAUAACUUGUGCUGAAUGCCAAAGGACAUUUUCAUACUUGAGCCACCUGAAAUCCCACAUGAGAACUCAUACUGGAGAGAAACCAUUCUCUUGCUGUAUAUGUCAAAGAAGUUUUUCUCAUCAAGGUGCUCUCACGAAACACAUGAGAACUCAUACUGGAGAGAAACCAUAUACUUGCUCUAUAUGUCAAAGAAGUUAUUUUGAACCCAGUUAUCUCACAAAACACAUGAGAACUCAUACUGGAGAAAAACCAUAUACUUGCUCUAUAUGUCAAAGAAGUUUUUCUGAAUCAAGUUUUCUCACAAAACACAAGAAAACUCAUACAGGAGAAAGACCACAUACUUGCUCUAUAUGCCAAAAAAGUUUUUUUGAAUCAAGUUAUCUCACAAAACACAUGAAAACUCAUACAGGAGAGAAACCGCAUACUUGCUCUAUAUGUCAAAGAAGUUUUUAUUAUCAAAGUCAUCUCAAAAAUCACAUGAAAACUCAUACAGGAGAGAGACCAUUUACUUGCUCUGUAUGUCAAAGAAGUUUUUCUCAUCAAGGUGCUCUCACAGAACACAUAAGAACUCAUACAGGAGAGAAACCAUAUACUUGCUCUAUAUGUAAAAAACGUUUUUCUCGCCAGACUCAUCUCAAAACUCACAUGAGAACUCAUACUGGAGAGAAACCAUAUACUUGCUCUAUAUGUCAAAGAAGUUUUUCUGAUUCAAGUGUUUUCACAAAACACAUGAGAACUCAUUCAGGAGAGAAACCGUAUACUUGCUCCAUAUGUCAAAGAAGUUUUUCUGAAUCGGGUGCUUUCUCAAAACACAUGAGAACUCAUACAGGAGAGAAACCAUAUAGCUGCUCUAUCUGUCAAAGAAUUUUUUCUCUUUCAAGUGGUCUCAAAUAUCACAUGAGAAUUCAUACAGGAGAGAAACCAUAUACUUGCUCUAUAUGUCAAAGAAGUUUUUCUAUUCAAAGUAAUCUCUCAAAACACAUGAGAAUCCAUACAGGAGAGAAACCAUAUACUUGCUCUAUAUGUCAGAGAAGUUUUUCUCAAUCAAGUGAUCUCAAAAGACAUGAGAAAUUACACUAAACAGAAACUGUAUAUUUGAUCUCUGUUCGAGUAGUUUUUAUUACAUGCUUUUACUUAAAUUGACUUCUGCGUCUGCCUAUCGUCAAAUCUUUUAACUCAAUUUUCGACCUGUUCGCUUCUUUUACAUUUUAGUGUUUUUUAAUAAAAGCAUUUACUAGUUUCGUGUUUGACCUGCCAUUUGUUAUGUUCUGUAGAAUUUUAUAUAUUGUUGCUGGCUUAAUUUUAUAUAUAUGUAACUUAUCAAGUCAUUACAUUACUCAGUUUCACUCGCCCGCAACUUAAAAUUUGAAAAUCAUGGUAGCGCCAGUUACGCUACCGGUCUAGGUAUCAUCCCACCCACUUUCAGAGUAAGAGAGAAGCAACUUCAGCAAAUAGUCAAUUGUCUCCUGCCGGCCCUCAACUAUAGGCCUAGUUGGGAGUGCUCUGCUUGGAUUUGAUUUUCUUCACAUUUUGCCUUCGGAUUGUUUGGUGAAGUACUGGUAACCUGUGAGCUGACUUUUGAGCACAAGACAAAUGAGCGUCGACAAUAGAGCGGAAGACAAUUGAGUGCAGUAACAUUUGAGCCCUGACAUUUGAGAGCAAAAAUUCAAAUCAAUCCUGGUAAAAAAAGUAAACAACACUGUUUAUUUUAUGUUUUGACUAUUACAAUCGUUUGGUUGUUAACAUGAAAAUUAGCCUGUUGUAUUUUUUGCAGAAAUUGUGUCUUUAUUUGUUGUUUGACUAUUACAAUUGUUUGGUUGUUAUUGUUAAAAUUAGCCCAUUGCAUAUUUUCAGAAUCGGUAUGUUUUAUUUGUUAAAUUCAGCCUGUUCCUGAAAUUUAACAAAUCUUUCUUAAAGGAAAAUUAGUUUUGUUUUCUUUCAGUUCACAGAACCCAUGAAAUGGAGAAGAUAACAUUGCCAAAGACAAAGAAAUUAUAUUGCACGAAGGGUUCUGUUACAGACUAGACAGAGUACUUAACUCUUUCAUAUCCGCUUAGUUUUGAGCACUGUCCCCCCAGAUAUCCGAGUGCUAAAAAAUAAUAAUUUCAAAAAUUCAAUAAAAAUAUAAAUUUUAUGCUAACAACGUUCAUCUUCUUUCUGUCCUUUUUUUUGAAAUGUUAGUAUUUUAUGGUGGAAUAGUCAGAAUAAGAGCCCCAGCCCUCUAAAUACGAAAAAAUGUGAGUUAUUUAACAAAAAAACAAAAAAUCUGUACUUUUUUUUUAUAUUUUCGCUCGUAACCCAAAAACUAUGAAAGUCAGGCGAAUGAAUUUUUUUUAUGAGAAAGCCAAUAAAAUUCUCUAAAUAUCAACAUAUAAAUCAAUGGAAAAUGAAUAAGUCCAGCCGGUGAAAAAAUUGAUAGAAAAGAGGGUAAGAAACAGAGCGCAGUACAGGGAUUUGAGCAUGCGCAGUACAGAAACUACUUUGCUGGCGUAUUGAUACUCGAGAGACACUGUCCAAGGUAUGAUGUAGCCUAUGGAAAUCGCUACUUGUCCGAAAAUAAAAAAAGAUGCCUCUACCACACGCACGAAAAAUUUCUGUAAAUUUUACGUACCGCUACGUCAGUUGGAUAGAUAGGGGAUAGAGUAUUUUUACAUACUAUUACGUCAGUUGGACAUGAAAGGGUUAGGAGUGGUAAAGGGUCAUAGCAUUGUGUAAAUGGAAAGUACUAAGGAAGGAUACAGUGAUCACGAUCAUGUACCAGGUCCUGCAAAGGGUGUUGUAAAUUAAAAUACUGUAGGAAUUGUGCUGCCUGCCAUUGAUGCUUAAAAAGAGCAAAGGUAUCAUCUACAUACCUUCUAUAAAACAUAAGUUUAAAAGAUGAUAAACAAGAUUAAAAAAAUUUCUGUUCCAGUGGAUAGCUAUUGGUUCCCCUUUGGGCCCCAUAUUUGCUAACUUUUUUAUGUCUCAUCUGGAACAGAAAUUUUUAGAAUCUUGUUUGUCCUCUUUUAAACCUAUGUUUUAUAGAAGGUAUGAGACGAUACCUUUGCCCUUUUUAAGCAUCAAUGGCAGGCAGCACAAUUCCCACAGUAUAUUAAUUUACAACCCCCAAUAUCAAAUUUACUAUAGAAGAGGAAAAUUAAAAUGUCUACCAUUCUUAGACAUUUGCAUUACCGGAAUUAAUUAUUGAUUUAAUACAGCAGUCUAUUGCAAAAAAAAAAAUGUAUACUGGUCUAGCCAAUAAUUUUUACAGCUCCUGCCAAAGAAGUUUUAAAUGUAACGCUAUCUCCACUUUAGUUCAUAGAGCACUGAAGUACUCUUUGAGUUGGGACAUUUUUCAUAGGGAAAUAGAAUUUUUACUUUCUUUCAGCAAAAUUCAUACCCUAAAGAAUUAGUUCAGAAAAUAAUCAACAAACUUUUAACUAAAUAUCUGAAACCAGUUCCACCGAUUGUUGACGUUCCAAAGAAACUUAUAUAUGCCUCUAUUCCCUAAACUUCCAACCUGAAAUUGUCACAGAAACUUACUUGAAUCAUUGAAGGUGAAAUACCAUGCUUAAAAUUAAAAUUAAUAUCAAAUAACCCAAGUAAAAUUGGUUCCCUGUUCUUUAAAGAUCGUCUGCAGCCUUAUAUGAGGGCUAAUUUUGUGCAUAAAUUUAUGUGCCCAGGAUGUUCUGGUAUUUACAUUGGAUCUACCAAGAGACUGCUGCAGAUGCGAUAUUGCAGCCACAUGGGGUAUAGUUUUAGAACUGGCUAGAGAUUAAGUAGACCAGACCAUUCAAAUAUCAAGAAUCAUGCAAUCAAUUGUAAGAUUGAAGUCAAGAAACAGCACUUCUCCAUUUUAGGUUACACUAAGGACUCUGAGUAUUUAACAACACUUGAGUCAUUAUUUAUCAAAAAGUCUUGUUCCUUCAUUGGAUAGCAGUAGGUCAUCGUCUCUGCUAUACCUGGCAUAGUUUUCUUUCUGACUUGAAUCCCAUUUCUAGUCACUCCUUUCCUAGUAAAUGGUUGGUGUUUCAGUGGUUAUGUUUUAAUGCUCUUUUUUUAACUUUGGAGUAUUGUGCCAGUUUUAAAUUUAUAAUGUUUAAAUUUCAAAUUUUAGAUUGUAAUUUUUGUGUAGUUUGUUUUUAGUAAUUUAAAAUGUACUUUUAUUUUAACAGACUGAUGAUGCACAAAGUUCCUGUGUGAAACGUUUCAUUAAAAAUAAAUCCUGUUUAUCUCGA
Messenger RNA from Macrobrachium nipponense, 4869 nucleotides. RefSeq names its product zinc finger protein 501-like. The coding region runs from base 347 to 1732 and encodes 461 amino acids. The record is from RefSeq and is a predicted model, not a curated record. The transcript is spliced from 3 exons. Gene Ontology annotation, cellular component: nucleus. Lineage: Eukaryota; Metazoa; Arthropoda; Malacostraca; Decapoda; Palaemonidae. Gene Ontology annotation, biological process: regulation of gene expression.